CGAGGAGGAACCGGUAGCUCCUCUAACGGAUCGUCGUCGUCUUCUUCUCCUUCUUCUUCUUCUUCUUCGUCCUCUUCCUUUUCCUCCUCCUCUUCUUCUUCUUACACCUCAGAGCUGGUUAUUUUACGGUUGAGCAAAAGAAAACGUGUGCUCGAGGGCGCAACACGAUGACCAAGUUCGCGGCCGUCUUUGUGGUUGCCUCGUUGCUCGACUUGGCCUUUGCGGGACACCACGGUGGACACGACCAUGUGCUGAUCCACGUGCCCUACAAGAUCAAGACGAUCCACCAUACGCACACCAUCACCAAACACAUCCACCACGGAGGCGGGGGUGGCGACAAGUACGAAGUCCUCGGCUACACGGUGGGCCAUCCGAUUGAUUUGGGAGGUCAUGGUGGUGGCCACGAUUUCGGCGGCGGCGGCGGCGGCGGCGGCGGCGGCGGCGGCCACGAUUUUGGUGGCGGCGGCGGUGGCCAUGAUUUUGGCGGUGGCCACAUCGAAUACAGCGGCGGCGGAGGUGGUGGCGGCGGUGGUGGCCACAUCGAGUACGGCGGCGGUGACAUCGGCGGAGGAUUCGGCGGCGGUCAUGGAGGCGGAUUCAGUGGAGGAGGCCACGAAGAUUGGGGCGGUCAUUAACCAGCAGUGACCGGCGCUAAUUUUCGAGAGGAUCACGGUAGUUCUCUUCGAGAAUGUUCGAUUUGUUGUUCGCGAACGCACUGUCGACUCGAAUUCUACUUCACUCUAGGCGAUCGCCAGUUUCGCUUAACCUCUUCAAGGGCGAAUAUUUUAAUUUCAGUUGUAACAAAGAAACUUUAUUUCAUCUC
Molecule: messenger RNA, 823 nt
Organism: Frieseomelitta varia
Lineage: Eukaryota; Metazoa; Arthropoda; Insecta; Hymenoptera; Apidae
Product: glycine-rich protein 23-like
Exons: 3
Coding region: 168-635 (155 amino acids)
Source: RefSeq, a predicted model, not a curated record